GAGUGAUCAUGCUAUUAAAUGCACCCACUAUGGCUGCGUUCGACAUUUUUUGCCAUUACUGAAAAACUAUAGUUUACAUCACGUACACUAUAGAUUUUUACUACUGAUGGCAACUAUAACCUGUAAUCUGCGUGAUUUUAUGUUAUUAUUUAUAUGUGACCAAGAUAUUUUAUACUUCAAUAAGAUGAGAUGUAACAUGAUAUCUGCUUGAGAGGCGUCAAAUUAAUUACAGAUAUAGCAGUCUUUGAAGUGACACUUAAUUAUUUUUCAUUGCUGACUCUUAUCAUUCAAAAAUAUGUCGGGAAAAGGAAAGCAGAGUUCUAAAAAGGCUGUUGUCAAGGUACGCGAAUCUGGAAAGACUGCACAGUCUUCGUUAGUAAACACCGACACAAAUUCCGAGACACCAGAGCCAACGACGUCUCAGGCAAUUUUAAAAAUUGUUGACAAUAGUCGACACCUGCCAAAAUACACCAACAUCCUGAAACGUACAGCGGAAGAGGGUGUGGGUAUGGAAGAUCUUGACACACUACAAUUGGAACUAGAGACGCUCUUGUCGGCGGUAGUUGUACGGCAUCGCACUCUUCAAGAUGAGAUCGCCAACUUGUCAUCGGUGGAAGAACGUAGAGACAGAAGAUCAAAAAGUGGAAAAAGCGUGCCUCUAAUUAAUAAGAAAGUGCGCGAAGAAAAAAUUAAACCAAAAGAGGUAAACACUAAAAGUCAGCCGCCUUUGUACACAAAACUCUAUACGCAAAGAGCAGUAAGAAGUUCAGCCAGUCAGGUAACAUCAAACAUACAUGAAGCUGCGAGGAUAGAAGGGUCUAAAUCAGAUGUGCCAAAGCUGCUUUUACCGAAAAACGAUACACCCAACAAGUUCUGGGCAUCAGUGGAUCCUUAUUGCACCGACAUUAUGCCUGAUGAUAUUAAAUUGUUGGAAGAACUGAUUGCUACGCAUGGUGAUAUAAGCGAUUUUAAGAAGAUCCCACCUCUGGGCCGUCAUUAUAGUUUAAUGUGGGCGUACAACGAUUUGUCGCAAGAGGAAGAGGCGGCCAAUCCAAACAGGGAGAAAAGGAAAAAUCGUACAGAUAUGUCUCACUUGAUAGCCAAAGGCGAUAAGAAAACUAAUGGUAUCGCAGGACCUCUCACUCAGCGACUGGUCUCUGCACUAAUGGAGCAGGGGUAUGUCGGGAAUAAUAAUACAGAGAAUAAAUUAUUCCGAGAUAGGGACUCACCCGUUUUGAGAGGUCUGACUGUUCAGAACUCCAUUAAUUUGGAAUCACAAAUGCUCAAAGAAUUAGUCGAGCAGGGAAUCUUGGAACCUGAUGCACAGAAAAAGAAUCAAGAUGAUGAUGAGAUUCUUGCAGAGAUUAAAAGAUGUCAACAGGAACUUUCUGCAUUAUCUAAUCACAAUGUCAUGCAGCUAAAGAGAUUGUUAAAUUUAGCCCAAGAGGAAAGUAAAAGGCAAGCGUUGAAACGGAAAAUUAGUAUUGCCGAUAACGAGGUGGUAGAGCAUUAUAAAAAAUUGACUAAAACCAAACAAAAUAAAGAAUCUUUAACGAGAAAGGAUCAGGAGAAAGCAUGGGCAUGUCUGCGGGAAAGAGAAAAUUUAUUGGAACAAUUAAAUGCUACCAAAUAAUUUAGUAGAAUCUAGGUUUUAUACAGCAAGAUUAAGCUUAAGAAUAAUUCUUAAACACACACACACUCACACAAACACACAUAGUACAAUCACAUUAUAAUAUAGAUUUAAAAAUUCUUAAUCUGUCAUAUGAAAUAUUCAUCAUGUGUGAGAUAGUCAGAUAAUAUGAUAAUAUAUACUUGUAUUAUCAGAAUAUAUACAUUCUUAAUUCUUUAUAUUAAAAA
Cataglyphis hispanica is the source of this 1857-nucleotide messenger RNA. RefSeq names its product transcriptional adapter 3-B (gene Ada3). Gene Ontology annotation, cellular component: SAGA complex. Bases 296 to 1633 code for a protein of 445 amino acids. Gene Ontology annotation, biological process: regulation of transcription by RNA polymerase II. Lineage: Eukaryota; Metazoa; Arthropoda; Insecta; Hymenoptera; Formicidae. The record is from RefSeq and is a predicted model, not a curated record. Gene Ontology annotation, molecular function: transcription coactivator activity. The transcript has 2 exons.